AUGAGCGACUAUCCUCGACCUGACUUCGUUCGUGAUGAGCUCAAUUGGAAGUCGUUGAAUGGGCCGUGGUCAUUCUUAUUCGACGACGACGAUGUUGGCUUGGUGCAAGGUUGGCAUCUUGAAGGUCUCCCAGAAGAAGUUGCCUUGAAUUCCACCUCCGAGAACUCCAACUCGAAGUCAUCCAACGAUGAAGCCCAAACCAUCACGGCCAAGAUCGCUGCAGGCACUCAGGAGCUCAUACAAAACAACAAACACAAGAAAGCAGACGUCAGCACGCAUAAGAAGCGCGAUAUACAGGUACCUUACGUGUUCCAGUGCCCCGCAUCUGGGAUCGAGGAGAAGGGUGUGCACGAGGUGUUCUGGUACGAGAGGGACAUCUCUGACCCACGAUCUGAGCAGAACAGACAAGCCGGCUACCGUGUACUUGUCAGGUUCGGUGCUGUUGAUCACGAAGCUAAGGUCUGGGUUGGCGGUCAUUUCGUUGGCGGCCAUCGUGGUGGACACGUUCCCUUUGACAUAGACAUCACAGAUGCAUUCGCAAAGGAGCGCACUCAGAGGCUUACCUUGCGCGUGUACGACUCGGCCUAUGAUCUGACCCAACCAAGAGGCAAGCAGUACUGGGGCGCACAGCCUGAGAGCAUCUUCUACACGCCUAGUGGCGGCAUCUGGCAGAACGUUUGGCUCGAAGCCGUUCCAUUUGUGCGCAUUGGGGACAGCAGUCAUGGAACUGUCAUAAGGAGCAACGAUAUUGAAUCGGGCAAGCUACAUGCUAGCAUUAAGAUCCUGGGCAGACCAGCCGGUCAUCGUUACAGCGUCGAGCUUGAAGUCAGCCUCAAAGGCACUCAUGUGAGCACAACAGAGAAGACCGAGCUACCACGGGAGGCCAGUCUUGUCUCCCUAGAUGCGAGCGUGGUGCUUUCCGAGGACGCCAAAAGCAAACUUGGGGAGUCGCUUGUUGAGGCAUUCGACGACGUGCGAGAUGGUGUCGUUCUUUGGUCGCCAGACGACCCUUCUCUAUACGACAUCGCUAUUCGCCUCUAUGAUGGUACAACGACGCUUGUUGACACGAUCCACACAUCUACAGGUAUGCGCUCCUUGUCAUGGGAUAAGGGAAUGUUCCGGAUCAACGACAAACCACACUUCCAAGCGCUCUUCCUUGACCAAGGUUACUGGCCUGAUACUUUCAUGACACCGCCUUCGUCUGAAGCCCUCAAGACCGACAUUGAACUAGCACAGGAUAUGGGCUUCAACGGCUGCCGCAAGCACCAAAAGGUUGAAGACCCCGUGUUCCACUACUGGGCGGAUCGCCUUGGCUUCCUUGUCUGGGGUGAGAUGGCAAAUGCGUACGCCUUCAGCGCUGAGUAUGUCGAACGUUUUGAUCAGGAAUGGCGAGAAGCUGUUCUGCGGGAUAUCAACCAUCCGUGUGUAGUAGCGUGGACACCGGUGAACGAGAGCUGGGCGUACACAGAUUUGGCCAAUAACCAGACGCACAGAGAUCACAUCAAGAGUCUGUACUAUGCGACCAAAGCUCUGGAUCCAACACGACCUAUCAACGACAACUGCGGCUGGGAACAUGUGCAGACCGAUCUAACGACCUUCCACGACUACUCCGAUGGCGACGCGUUGACGAAGACAUGCGCCAGCUUGGAAGGCAUCCUCUCACCCAAGGCAGAUCGCCCCAUGUUUGUCUCAGCAAUUGGAAAUACUCCCGGAUCCUCACACAAGGAAGAAGCGCCAGUGAUAUGCACCGAGUUUGGUGGCAUCAACAUCGCGAGAGAUACGGCUGCUUCGAGCGAUCAGCGGGACUGGGGCUACACCACGGCGACAGAUCCCAAAGACCUACUUAAGAGGAUCGAGAAGAUGAUGACGGGUAUUGCGGAUCCGGGAUUGAUUGGCGGCUUUGUGUAUACGCAGCUCACGGACAUUGAGCAGGAAGUCAAUGGUCUUUACACACCAGACCGAAAGCCCAAGCUUGACGUAGACGCGGUGAAGCAGAUUGUGGAAGACAUCAGGGAGAAGUGCUAUCAGAUGCACACGCCUUAG
This is a messenger RNA of Ascochyta rabiei, 2043 nucleotides long. RefSeq lists its product as uncharacterized. Gene Ontology annotation, biological process: carbohydrate metabolic process. The coding region runs from base 1 to 2043 and encodes 680 amino acids. Lineage: Eukaryota; Fungi; Ascomycota; Dothideomycetes; Pleosporales; Didymellaceae. The record is from RefSeq and is a predicted model, not a curated record. The transcript has a single exon. Gene Ontology annotation, molecular function: hydrolase activity, hydrolyzing O-glycosyl compounds.